AUGGCUGACCACGUCGGAAACGGAGACGGCGCCACCGCCUCCUCUGUAAGAGUACUCCCUAGCCAUUACGUCGCUCACCGCCGCCGCGAAAUCAAACGAGGAAGAGAUCCAAGGGAAGAUAUAGACUUAAUCAGCUCUUUGCCUGAUGAGAUCCUCCAAAUUAUCCUCUCCUUCAUCUCGACCAAGUUGGCAAUCACAACUUCCGUCUUGUCCAGAAGAUGGAGACAUGUAUGGUGCGACACACCUUCCCUCUCCUUCUCCGAUAACUGUAAUCUGGACCCUAGUUCCGUAGACAAAAUCCUAUCUCGCUGCACGGCUCGCAAGAUGAUGAGCUUUCAGCUCUGUGCCAUAGGUUUCCACUAUCGUAAUUACGUUAACAGUUGGAUCGAGUUUGCUAAGUCUCGAAACGUGGAGAAUCUGUUGCUUGAAAAGCACGGUUUCGAUGAUAUUCCUGAUUCCUUCUACACCAAUUCCUCAGUCAAGCAACUUUACCUUAAGUCAGCCUAUGGUGAUGAUUUGGAUCCCAAAUGCUCCGUUCUUGAUCUCAGCAAAUCACCGCGUCUUAAAACAUUAGAAAUAGAAAGCGAAUACUGGCUUCAGGGGGUAAAGAUUGUGGCACCACAUAUCCAUUCCCUCAGACUCAGGUUUACAAUCUCUGAUUUUGCAUAUAGCCUAGUUGAUGUCUCGCCUUUAACCGAAGCUGAACUAGACGUCGACUCCGGCUCACAUGAAAAAUUAAACGUUUAUUAUAUUAAAACCAUUGUGCUAAAGAUGCUAGAGAAGUUGCAGAAUGUGGAGAAGCUUACUUUAUGUGGAAACUUUCUUAAGGCUUUAUCUCUUGCCGAUCUCCAUUGUUAUUCUUUUCCGAAGUUGAAGGUUAAAGUUUUAACGCUUGAGACAACAAUCUCUCAAGAUGUUAUUUCUGGUAUAGUAAGAUUGCUACAACACUCACCUGAGUUAAAGAAGCUCACCCUACGCACAAUGGAUUGUGACGCCAGACGGGGGUAUGUUGACAACUACUUAGAUUCGUAUAGUUGGAUUCCGAAUCAAUGCUCGGAAUCGUGGGUCUUUGGAGACAUUAAGUCUAGAGAUGUAGAGACAAAGCAUGUGGCUUUGUUCAUGGAACUUGUGCUUAAAACCACAAAGACACUAAAGAAGAUGGUGGUAAGGUUGGGACCUUAUCGUAGCGAAAGAGGUAUUAAAGAGUUGCGUCAGAUGGAUCCAAUGCUUUCCCACGACAACGACGUCUCAAUUGUGCUCAUCGCAACCAAAAGAUGGAUUAGAGAGUCGUCGUCUAAGUGGUGA
Messenger RNA from Camelina sativa (false flax), 1305 nucleotides. The record is from RefSeq and is a predicted model, not a curated record. Lineage: Eukaryota; Viridiplantae; Streptophyta; Magnoliopsida; Brassicales; Brassicaceae.